Molecule: messenger RNA, 277 nt
Organism: Saitoella complicata NRRL Y-17804
Lineage: Eukaryota; Fungi; Ascomycota; Saitoellomycetes; Saitoellales; Saitoellaceae
Exons: 1
Coding region: 17-184 (55 amino acids)
Source: RefSeq, a predicted model, not a curated record
GAGUGGCUGGAUAAUCAUGCUGCUUCUUGUGACUCGGGUCCAUGUGUUUGGCGGCCUCAUAAUCUUCCUGAUCACGGGCAGAAGCGGCGCAGACUUAGCAGAGAGAAGGAUGUUCCGGGGAGUCCGCGACCAACAGAACCUGAUCUUUCAAAUUUCUCCACUCUCAGGUUACCGAUUGACAUAAGACGAGAUCACCCGCUAUCAGUGCCCGCCUUAACGGCACCUCAGAACGAUUCCCGUCAAAGUGCAACUGCGGUGCUGCGGCUAGGCAGCCCAC